Molecule: messenger RNA, 862 nt
Organism: Quercus lobata
Lineage: Eukaryota; Viridiplantae; Streptophyta; Magnoliopsida; Fagales; Fagaceae
Exons: 4
Coding region: 160-624 (154 amino acids)
Biological process (GO): regulation of DNA-templated transcription
Cellular component (GO): nucleus
Molecular function (GO): sequence-specific DNA binding; DNA-binding transcription factor activity
Source: RefSeq, a predicted model, not a curated record
AAGAAACUGAGGCAGUCAUGUGGAAGCUAGCAAACAGAAGAUCAUAUCGAUUUGAGAGCUCAUCCCUUUCUUUUAAACAGCCUAAGAGCCUCACAGAAGAGUUCAAAGGAAGGGAAAGAGAAAGCUGAAGAAAAAGAAGAUAAAGAGAAACAAUAUCCCAUGGUUUCUAGGGAGCACAAGAGGGCAGCACUGCAUGAGAAGCUGCAACUACUUCGUUCCAUUACUAACUCUCAUGCUCUAAACGAGAACUCAAUCAUAAUAGACGCAUCAAAGUAUAUUCAAGAGCUAAAGCAGAAAGUAGAAAGACUGAAUCAAGAUAUAGCAACUUCAAGAACCUCAAGUGAUCAAAAUCCAUUGCCUGUGGUUUCUGUAACAACCCUAGAGAAGGGCUACCUAAUAAAUGUGUUAUCAGAGAAGAGUUGCCCAGGCCUGCUUGUCUCCAUAUUGGAAGCCUUCGAAGAACUGGGUCUUACUGUUCUUGAAGCUAGGGUUUCUUGUACUGAUAAUUUCCGGUUACAAGCAGUUGGAGGAGAAGAUGAAGAACAAGGCGAAAACAUUAAUGCUCAAGUGGUGAAACAAGCAGUGGUGCAAGCUAUUAAGAACUGGAGUGAGAGUUCUGAAUAAGUGUAAUCAAAUAUCCGCGGUGUUAUAUUUAUCAUUUGCUUCUAUUAUCUUUUUUGUUGUGGGUAGGCAUUGUUGCUAAUCAAGAACCCCUGCUUCAAAAAUUAUGAAGUAGAUUGAAGAUCACAAACAAGUACCAAGAAAACAAAUAACUUUAGGUUUACCAGAAUUUAUUAGGCAUUUGGCACGUGCAUUUCUUGGCUUUUAAUAUAUAUUGCACAACAACAACAAAAUUUCUUGA